AUGCUGCAGAUUGAUGCGGGCCCCUUGGUAGUCUGCCUGCGACGCUUUAAUAGAACAGUGCAAGCAUCGAGCACGCUCGGAGGAAGCGCGGGAGAGGAGGCGCAGGAGAGGAGGCGUGAGAGAAAAGGCUCUGGAGAGGAGGCACGGGAGAAGAGGCGCAGGAGAGGAGGUGCAAGAGAGAAAAGGUGCGAGAGAAGAGGCGUGGGAGAGGUGGCGAGAGAGAGGAGGUGCGAGAGAAGAGGCGUGGGAGAGGAGGCGACAGAGAGGAGGUGCAAGAGAGAAAAGGUGCGAGAGAAGAGGCGUGGGAGAGGUGGCGAGAGAGAGGAGGUGCGAGAGAAGAGGCGUGGGAGAGGAGGCGACAGAGAGGAGGUGCGGGAGAAGAGGCGCGGGAGAGGAGGCGACAGAGAGGAGGAGCGGGAGAAGAGGCGCGGGAGAGGAGGCGACAGAGAGGAGGAGCGGGAGAAGAGGCGCGGGAGAGGAGGCGACAGAGAGGAGGAGCGGGAGAAGAGGCGCGGGAGAGGAGGCGACAGAGAGGAGGAGCGGGAGAAGAGGCGCGGGAGAGGAGGCGACAGAGAGGAGGUGCAAGAGAGAAAAGGUGCGAGAGAAGAGGCGUGGGAGAGGUGGCGAGAGAGAGGAGGUGCGAGAGAAGAGGCGUGGGAGAGGAGGCGACAGAGAGGAGGAGCGGGAGAAGAGGCGAGAGAGAGGAGGUGCGAGAGAAGAGGCGUGGGAGAGGAGGCGACAGAGAGGAGGUGCGAGAGAAGAGGCGUGGGAGAGGAGGCGACAGAGAGGAGGUGCGGGAGAAGAGGCGAGAGAGAGGAGGUGCGAGAGAAGAGGCGUGGGAGAGGAGGCGACAGAGAGGAGGUGCGAGAGAAGAGGCGUGGGAGAGGAGGCGACAGAGAGGAGGUGCGGGAGAAGAGGCGCGGGAGAGGAGGCGACAGAGAGGAGGUGCGGGAGAAGAGGCGCGGGAGAGGAGGCGACAGAGAGGAGGUGCGGGAGAAGAGGCGCGGGAGAGGAGGCGACAGAGAGGAGGAGCGGGAGAAGAGGCGCGGGAGAGGAGGCGACAGAGAGGAGGAGCGGGAGAAGAGGCGCGGGAGAGGAGGCGACAGAGAGGAGGUGCAAGAGAGAAAAGGUGCGAGAGAAGAGGCGUGGGAGAGGUGGCGAGAGAGAGGAGGUGCGAGAGAAGAGGCGUGGGAGAGGAGGCGACAGAGAGGAGGUGCGAGAGAAGAGGCGUGGGAGAGGAGGCGACAGAGAGGAGGUGCGGGAGAAGAGGCGCGGGAGAGGAGGCGACAGAGAGGAGGUGCGGGAGAAGAGGCGCGGGAGAGGAGGCGACAGAGAGGAGGUGCGGGAGAAGAGGCGCGGGAGAGGAGGCGACAGAGAGGAGGAGCGGGAGAAGAGGCGCGGGAGAGGAGGCGACAGAGAGGAGGAGCGGGAGAAGAGGCGCGGGAGAAGAGGCGCGGGAGAGGAGGCGACAGAGAGGAGGAGCGGGAGAAGAGGCGCGGGAGAGGAGGCGACAGAGAGGAGGAGCGGGAGAAGAGGCGCGGGAGAGGAGGCGACAGAGAGGAGGAGCGGGAGAAGAGGCGUGGGAGAGGAGGCGACAGAGAGGAGGAGCGGGAGAAGAGGCGUGGGAGAGGAGGCGAGAGAGGAGAGGAGGAGCGGGAGAAGAGGCGUGGGAGAGGAGGCGACAGAGAGGAGGAGCGGGAGAAGAGGCGCGGGAGAGGAGGCGACAGAGAGGAGGAGCGGGAGAAGAGGCGUGGGAGAGGAGGCGACAGAGAGGAGGAGCGGGAGAAGAGGCGCGGGAGAGGAGGCGACAGAGAGGAGGAGCGGGAGAAGAGGCGUGGGAGAGGAGGCGACAGAGAGGAGGAGCGGGAGAAGAGGCGCGGGAGAGGAGGCGACAGAGAGGAGGAGCGGGAGAAGAGGCGUGGGAGAGGAGGCGACAGAGAGGAGGAGCGGGAGAAGAGGCGCGGGAGAGGAGGCGACAGAGAGGAGGAGCGGGAGAAGAGGCGCGGGAGAGGAGGCGACAGAGAGGAGGAGCGGGAGAAGAGGCGUGGGAGAGGAGGCGACAGAGAGGAGAGGAGCGGGAGAAGAGGCGCGGGAGAGGAGGCGACAGAGAGGAGGAGCGGGAGAAGAGGCGCGGGAGAGGAGGCGAGAGAGAGGAGGAGCGGGAGAAGAGGCGUGGGAGAGGAGGCGACAGAGAGGAGGAGUGGGAGAAGAGGCGUGGGAGAGGAGGCGAGAGAGAGGAGGAGCGGGAGAAGAGGCGCGGGAGAGGAGGCGAGAGAGAGGAGGUGCGGGAGAAGAGGCGCGGGAGAGGAGGCGAGAGAGAGGAGGAGCGGGAGAAGAGGCGCGGGAGAGGAGGCGAGAGAGAGGAGGUGCGGGAGAAGAGGCGCGGGAGAGGAGGCGAGAGAGAGGAGGAGCGGGAGAAAGAGGCGCGGGAGAGGAGGCGAGAGAGAGGAGGUGCGGGAGAAGAGGCGCGGGAGAGGAGGCGACAGAGAGGAGGAGCGGGAGAAGAGGCGCGGGAGAGGAGGCGACAGAGAGGAGGAGCGGGAGAAGAGGCGCGGGAGAGGAGGCGACAGAGAGGAGGUGCAAGAGAGAAAAGGUGCGAGAGAAGAGGCGUGGGAGAGGUGGCGAGAGAGAGGAGGUGCGAGAGAAGAGGCGUGGGAGAGGAGGCGACAGAGAGGAGGUGCGAGAGAAGAGGCGUGGGAGAGGAGGCGACAGAGAGGAGGUGCGGGAGAAGAGGCGCGGGAGAGGAGGCGACAGAGAGGAGGUGCGGGAGAAGAGGCGCGGGAGAGGAGGCGACAGAGAGGAGGUGCGGGAGAAGAGGCGCGGGAGAGGAGGCGACAGAGAGGAGGAGCGGGAGAAGAGGCGCGGGAGAGGAGGCGACAGAGAGGAGGAGCGGGAGAAGAGGCGCGGGAGAAGAGGCGCGGGAGAGGAGGCGACAGAGAGGAGGAGCGGGAGAAGAGGCGCGGGAGAGGAGGCGACAGAGAGGAGGAGCGGGAGAAGAGGCGCGGGAGAGGAGGCGACAGAGAGGAGGAGCGGGAGAAGAGGCGUGGGAGAGGAGGCGACAGAGAGGAGGAGCGGGAGAAGAGGCGUGGGAGAGGAGGCGAGAGAGAGGAGGAGCGGGAGAAGAGGCGUGGGAGAGGAGGCGACAGAGAGGAGGAGCGGGAGAAGAGGCGCGGGAGAGGAGGCGACAGAGAGGAGGAGCGGGAGAAGAGGCGUGGGAGAGGAGGCGACAGAGAGGAGGAGCGGGAGAAGAGGCGCGGGAGAGGAGGCGACAGAGAGGAGGAGCGGGAGAAGAGGCGUGGGAGAGGAGGCGACAGAGAGGAGGAGCGGGAGAAGAGGCGCGGGAGAGGAGGCGACAGAGAGGAGGAGCGGGAGAAGAGGCGUGGGAGAGGAGGCGACAGAGAGGAGGAGCGGGAGAAGAGGCGCGGGAGAGGAGGCGACAGAGAGGAGGAGCGGGAGAAGAGGCGCGGGAGAGGAGGCGACAGAGAGGAGGAGCGGGAGAAGAGGCGUGGGAGAGGAGGCGUGGAGAGGAGGAGCGACAGAGAGGAGGAGCGGGAGAAGAGGGCGCGGGAGAGGAGGCGACAGAGAGGAGGAGCGGGAGAAGAGGCGCGGGAGAGGAGGCGGGAGAGAGAGGAGGAGCGGGAGAAGAGGCGUGGGAGAGGAGGCGACAGAGAGGAGGAGUGGGAGAAGAGGCGUGGGAGAGGAGGCGAGAGAGAGGAGGAGGGAGAGAGGCGGGGAGAGGAGGCGAGAGAGGGGGGAAGAGGGAGAGGAGGCGAGAGAGAGGAGGUGCGGGAGAAGAGGCGCGGGAGAGGAGGCGAGAGAGAGGAGGAGCGGGAGAGAGAGGCGCGGGAGAGAGGAGGGAGGGAGAGAGAGGAGGAGCGGGAGAAGAGGCGCGGGAGAGGAGGCGAGAGAGAGGAGGAGCGGGAGAAGAGGCGCGGGAGAGGAGGCGAGAGAGAGGAGGUGCGGGAGAAGAGGCGCGGGAGAGGAGGCGACAGAGAGGAGGAGCGGGAGAAGAGGCGCGGGAGAGGAGGCGAGAGAGAGGAUCAACAUUCUUGUUCAUCGAUAAAAUCAACUAAAAAUUAA
Messenger RNA from Knipowitschia caucasica, 4080 nucleotides. The record is from the annotation of a GenBank genome assembly. Lineage: Eukaryota; Metazoa; Chordata; Actinopteri; Gobiiformes; Gobiidae.